This is a messenger RNA of Aureobasidium namibiae CBS 147.97, 2202 nucleotides long. RefSeq lists its product as uncharacterized. Lineage: Eukaryota; Fungi; Ascomycota; Dothideomycetes; Dothideales; Saccotheciaceae. The record is from RefSeq and is a predicted model, not a curated record. Gene Ontology annotation, molecular function: DNA-binding transcription factor activity, RNA polymerase II-specific; zinc ion binding. The transcript has 4 exons. Gene Ontology annotation, biological process: regulation of DNA-templated transcription. Bases 1 to 2202 code for a protein of 733 amino acids.
AUGUCGCCGCCAGUGCUCGCCAUCGCUCGACCACUGGCGCCCCAGCCUUCGAGGGUGCCCGAUGUCUCUGGUCUGCAGCCUCUGCAAAGCAAUCACCCUCUCAAGUCGACCAGAUCACGGCGUGGCACCAUCAACGCCGCUUGCCGCGAAUGUCGCUUGAGAAAAUUGAAGUGCGACGGCAUGCGCCCGAGCUGUCAACGCUGCAUCUCAAAGGGUAUUGACUCUUGCGAAUAUCCUGUAAAUCCCGGCGAGACUCGCUUCACUGCCCUCAAGAGGAAAAACGCUUCUCUUGUAACAGAGUCGGAUCGCAUGCAAAAGUUCAUCGACGCUCUGCGCUCCGCCUCUGCCUCUCAAGCCCAGGACAUGCUCCGUCAUCUCCGCACUUCGGAUGAUGGUCUUGCUGCUGCUGAUCACUUGCUUUCUACCCUGAUUUUGCCCGGGUCUGAUGGCCCUACUCACUCGCUACAUCACCGAAAUUCUACCUCGUCCAUCUCAUCCGGCCCAUCGCCUCCCUCCAAUUCCGACACAGCCCAGACGCCGCAUACUUCACGUUCUCGGAGUACAAACACUAAUCAUAAAUCUCUUCCCUCCUUCACCCUGGACGACGAUACUUCUUUGGUCGAGACGCCCUACCAACCAUUUUCUGACUUUGACCGACCUCUGCCAAGUACCGAUGCUCUUCACAGAUGUAUCGAUGCUUUCUACAAUGAGUCCGGCAAGCUGUUCCAUGUCUUUUCACGCGGCCACACUGAGGCACAAUUUCACAUCCUAGCAGGUCAGGCUGAUAAGCAAGCACUGCGCUUGGCUGCUUGCGAACUCUGUGCCGUAGCAGCUCUCGGUUCUCAAUACAUCAAGGAAUCCCUUCCAGAAGGAACUGAACAGAACUUGUACGGUGUCGCGAAGCAUCUCUUGGAAGAUGUCGUCACUGUCGAUACCACCCGAGCGGCAAAGGUCUGUGUCAUGCUUGGUAUGUUCAAUAUCAUGAACAAGCAAAAGGUUGCUAUGACGUUCGUGGAAAUGGGGCUGAGUCUUCUAUCACGUCCUCCAAUCACACAGGUUUGUCCAUCUAAUAUGGAGCGCAGUCAGUGGAUGGAACGACGAAAAGUAUGGAGAGUUCUGAUAUUUCUCGAAACCUGGUUGUCCUCGACGCUCGGCUACGUCUCGGGACUGAAGCUACCAAAAGACAGCAUGGACCUUAGGAACUUAGAGACAGGAGGCGAAGUCAAUCUCGAGGAGAAGGUCACGACCGAAAUGAUCAAGAUCGCCGUCAUAAAGUUCGACAUGCUACGGCUUAGUCUGCAAUUCAAAGACCUGAGCGCCCUUACGGUCGAGACCAUCACCCACGAGUUACAAUACUGGCAUAAAAAUCUACCGCCCGAGAUGCGCCUACCCGAACUAGACAACAACCCUGAUAUAUCUUUCGAGCUACGGAGGACCAUUUACUACGUCAACUUUCUCUACUUCGGAGCGCAGAUCAUGCUUCUGCGACGGGUUCUCCAGAGUAUGCAUGAGCAAAGCAACUUGCUUGUCGGAGACGAAACCGUAGUCAACGACUUGAUAGUCCAGGCAAACUUUGCUGCUAGAGAAUCUGCCAGAUUAUUUAGACGCAUUUACGCUGAAGGUGGCAUCGUUAAAAGAUGUUGGAUCUGCAUAUUCCAAGCUUAUUCUAGCUGUGUACUAAUACUCCAUCAUGUGGCGGAGAUGCUCUACGAGCAGCAUACGGGAGGUCGAUCGGUAGGCAAGCUAGAGGACGAGCUACAUCUUGCACUUGGCUGCCUCGACUUCCUGAGCGUCUGUGGCGAGAAGGAUGUAGCUGCUGGUCAGUUUCAUUCGACUUUGAGCCGUUUCUAUGCUACACUAUAUUCAACAGCGACCGGACAACUCGACUUUGGUCAGGAUGUGAUCAAGACGGCUCGCGACCUCAACGAACUGGUCAGAAGGCCAUUCAAGAGCUCUGACCAGUUCAGUCCGGGUUGCUGCUUUCUCUGGCAGGGGCAGGAACAACAUCAACGAGAGACUGACGAUCUCAGCAUUCGAGAUGUCUCUAAUGGUCCUGAAGAGUCGCUACGCGGCAGCUGGCAACGGAUUGACGGCAUCAGGAACGAUGGAAUGAUCCACAACUUGUUGAGUUCCAUGCGACCCGGCCAUUUUUUGACUGGAUUCGAGUCGAGUGCUUGGAAUGAUAGCGCUCAAGUAAUGUGA